Messenger RNA from Gongylonema pulchrum, 264 nucleotides. The record is from the annotation of a GenBank genome assembly. Lineage: Eukaryota; Metazoa; Nematoda; Chromadorea; Rhabditida; Gongylonematidae.
AUGCCGGAUUUGUCGGGCCUGCAUUCUCUGCAACAUCUCGAUGUUUCGUAUAAUGAGCUCACCGACUUUCCUACAACAUUUUCAAGUCAGUCAAAGCUACAAACGCUGGCUUUGAAUUCAAAUCAUAUCCGUGAUCUACCAACGGAGGCUUUCUGCGAUUCCUUAAAGAGUGUAAAUUUAUCCGAUAAUGAGCUUGUCGAUCUUCCUCACAUGUUUUGUGGUUGUAGCAAACUGAAGGUGCUGGAACUUGCGAAUAAUAGGUGA